This is a messenger RNA of Rhinolophus ferrumequinum (greater horseshoe bat), 4426 nucleotides long. It is a transcript of the gene HYOU1, whose product is annotated as hypoxia up-regulated 1. The transcript has 26 exons. The record is from RefSeq and is a predicted model, not a curated record. Lineage: Eukaryota; Metazoa; Chordata; Mammalia; Chiroptera; Rhinolophidae. The coding region runs from base 190 to 3171 and encodes 993 amino acids. Gene Ontology annotation, biological process: negative regulation of hypoxia-induced intrinsic apoptotic signaling pathway; cellular response to hypoxia; endoplasmic reticulum unfolded protein response. Gene Ontology annotation, cellular component: endoplasmic reticulum chaperone complex. Gene Ontology annotation, molecular function: ATP-dependent protein folding chaperone; ATP binding.
GGCUAAUGUAACAGUUUGCAAACCGAGGGGAGUUGUGAAGGGCGCCGGCUGGCGGGGCGCGCUGUCGGCUUCGUGGUUACGUCUGCUGCCGCGUUUGUCCCAGAGCUGGGGCCACGGGAGCGGAGGCAAGAGGUAGAGGGAGUGGAGACGGCGAGGGGGGACGGCCACCCCUCCUGGAGGAGGGGCACAAUGGUAACCAGUGUCAGGAGGCAGAGGCUGAGGAGGCUAGCCCGUUGGGCUUUGAUGGCUGUGCUGUUGGCAGACCUGUUGGCACUGAGUGACACGCUGGCAGUGAUGUCUGUGGACCUGGGCAGCGAGUCCAUGAAGGUGGCCAUCGUCAAACCUGGAGUGCCUAUGGAAAUUGUCUUGAACAAGGAAUCCCGGCGGAAAACCCCAGUGACUGUGACCCUGAAAGAAAAUGAAAGAUUCUUUGGAGACAGUGCAGCAAGCAUGGCCAUCAAGAAUCCAAAGGCUACGUUGCGUUACUUCCAGCAGCUCCUGGGGAAGCAGGAGGAUAAUCCCCAUGUGGCCCUUUACAGAGUCCGUUUCCCAGAGCAUGAGUUAGGCUUCGACCCACGGAGACAGACAGUGUACUUCCAAAUCAGUCCGCAGCUGCACUUCUCACCUGAGGAGGUACUGGGCAUGGUUCUCAAUUACUCCCGGUCCCUGGCUGAGGAUUUUGCAGAGCAGCCUAUCAAGGAUGCAGUGAUCACUGUGCCAGCCUUCUUCAAUCAGGCUGAGCGCCGAGCUGUGCUGCAGGCUGCUCACAUGGCUGGCCUCAAAGUGCUGCAGCUCAUCAAUGACAACACUGCCACCGCCCUCAGCUACGGUGUCUUCCGCCGGAAAGAUAUCAAUACUACUGCUCAGAAUAUCAUGUUCUAUGACAUGGGCUCAGGCAGCACUGUGUGCACCAUUGUGACCUACCAGACAGUGAAGACUAAGGAUGCAGGGAUGCAGCCACAGCUACAAAUCCGGGGAGUGGGGUUUGACCGCACCCUGGGGGGCCUAGAGAUGGAGCUCCGGCUGCGUGAGCACCUGGCUGGGCUUUUCAAUGAGCAGCGCAAGGGCCAGAGAGCAAAGGAUGUGCGGGAGAACCCCCGUGCCAUGGCCAAGCUGCUACGUGAGGCUAAUCGACUCAAAACUGUCCUGAGCGCCAAUGUUGACCACAUGGCACAGAUUGAGGGCCUCAUGGACGAUGUGGACUUCAAGGCAAAAGUGACUCGAGUGGAGUUCGAAGAAUUGUGUACAGACUUAUUUGAGCGGGUGCCUGGGCCUGUGCAGCAGGCCCUCCAGAGUGCUGAAAUGAAUUUGGAUGAGAUUGAGCAGGUGAUCCUGGUGGGUGGGGCCACUCGGGUCCCCAAAGUUCAGGAGGUACUGCUGAAGGCUGUGCGCAAGGAGGAGCUGGGGAAGAACAUCAACGCAGAUGAAGCAGCUGCUAUGGGGGCUGUGUACCAGGCAGCUGCGCUCAGCAAAGCCUUUAAGGUGAAGCCAUUUGUAGUCCGAGACGCAGUGAUCUAUCCCAUCCUGGUGGAGUUCACAAGGGAGGUGGAGGAGGAGCCUGGGGUUCAUAGCCUGAAGCACAAUAAGCGUGUUCUCUUCUCCCGGAUGGGGCCCUACCCUCAACGUAAAGUCAUCACCUUUAACCGCUACAGCCAUGAUUUCAACUUUCACAUCAACUAUGGUGACCUCAGCUUCCUGGGGCCUGAGGAUCUUCGGGUAUUUGGCUCCCAGAAUCUGACCACAGUGAAGCUAAAAGGUGUGGGUGAGAGCUUCAAGAAGUAUCCCGACUACGAGUCCAAGGGCAUCAAGGCUCACUUCAACCUGGAUGAGAGUGGGGUGCUCAGCCUCGUCAGGGUGGAGUCUGUGUUUGAGACACUGGUGGAGGACAGCCCAGAAGAAGAAUCAACUCUGACCAAACUGGGCAACACCAUCUCCAGCCUGUUUGGAGGUGGCACCACAUCAGAUGCCAAAGAAAAUGGUACCGACACUGUCCAGGAGGAAGAAGAAAGCCCUGCUGAGGGGAGCAAGGAUGAGCCUGGAGAGCAAGCGGAGCUCAAGGAGGAAGCUGAGGCCCCAGUGGAGGACACCUCUCAGCCUCCACCCCCUGAGCCUAAGGGAGAUGCAGCCCCUGAGAGAGAACAGGCCACAGACAAAGAAAAUGGUGAAAAGUCUGAGGCCCAGAAGCCAAGUGAGAAGGGGGAGACAGGGUCUGAGGGUAUUUCUCCAGCCCCUGAGGAAGAAAAGAAGCAGAACCUGGCCAGGAAGCAGAGAAUGGUAGCAGAGAUUGGGGUGGAGCUGGUUGUUCUGGACCUACCUGACUUGUCGGAGGAUGAGCUGGCCCGUUCAGCACAGAAACUUCAGGAUUUAACAGUCCGCGACCUAGAGAAGCAGGAACGGGAGAAAGCUGCCAACAGCUUGGAAGCUUUCAUCUUUGAGACCCAGGACAAGCUGUACCAGCCCGAAUACCAGGAAGUGUCCACCGAGGAACAGCGUGAAGAGAUCUCUGGGAGACUCAGCGCUGCUUCCACCUGGCUGGAGGAUGAAGGCUUUGGGGCCACCACAGUGAUGUUGAAGGAGAAGCUGGCUGAGCUGAGGAAGCUGUGCCAAGCGUUGUUUUUUCGGGUGGAAGAGCGUAAGAAGUGGCCUGAACGGCUAUCAGCCCUUGAUAAUCUCCUCAACCAUUCCAGCAUGUUUCUCAAGGGAGCCCGGCUUAUCCCAGAAAUGGAUCAGAUCUUCACCGAGGUGGAGAUGACGACGUUAGAGAAAGUCAUCAAUGAGACCUGGGCCUGGAAAAAUACAACGAUGGCCGAGCAGGCCAAGCUUCCCGCCACAGAGAGGCCUGUGUUGCUCUCAAAAGACAUUGAGGCCAAGAUGAUGGCCCUGGACCGUGAGGUGCAGUAUCUGCUCAAUAAGGCCAAGUUUGCCAAGCCGCGGCCCCGGCCCAAGGACAAGAAUGGGACCCGGGCAGAACCCCCACUCAAUGCCAGUGCCAGUGACCAUGGAGAGAAGGUCAUCGGUCCACCAGGCCAGUCUGAAGAUGCACAGCCCAUUUCAGAGCCUGACAAAGCGACUCGAUCUGAACCUCUGGAGUUAGAAGGUGCUGGAGCAGAAUCUGAACAGAAGGAGCAGUCAACAGAACAGAAGCGAACUUUGAAGAAUGAUGAACUAUAACCCCCUCCUUCCAGUUCCCCAUUCAUCCCCACCCCCUUCUCCUACCACCUCUAUUUAUUAAACAUUGAGGGUUGGGGGGAGGGGUUGGUCCUGCCCUCAGAGGCUUAAGUUCCUUUUCUCUCACCUGUGAUUGGAGGUGUAUAGAAGGGGAAGGAAGGGACUACUCACCAGUCCUUUCAGAGUAGUUCUGUGGUUAAAACUGAAAUUGUUCUAUUCCCCAACCCCACCCCCAGUUCCCUACCUAUCCAGGUCCAAAUUUGGGAAAAAUCACUAUUAUGUCUUAAUUCGUUGCCUGUGGGUAGGUGAGAGAAUGCCUGUCAGUGGUUGGCAGACCUGUUAGUGGGAAGAAUGUCCUGGAUUAUUAGAGAGUCUCCAGUCUUCAAUCAUCCUCAUUUCUUUCGUCUUCUACCACGAAAUCAGUGUCACCCAAGGGCCAGUGUCUACAGAGCCUUGGUUACAAGGUUUGGUUUCUGAGUGCCUGUCUAUGCUCUUUUCUCCUCCAAGUUCUUCUUUUGCCCUAAGAAAACUGCCAUCCCCAUUGACUCUUCUUCCUGUAGGUUUCCUUGGCUUCCUGUUGCAAAUUAGGCUGUCUCUUGCCCAACGCCCUUAUAUCUGGACUGGCUAAAGUAAAUCUGGGUCUAUUCCCACAUGCACGUAUGACCCCUAGUGGCCAGAGUAAAUGGAGAAAGUGAAGAAGGGAAACCAGCCACUUCUCCAGGGCAUCAGCUGUGUGAAAACCAUGUAGCUCCCACCUGUGGACUCUUGGGCCCAGGAAUGCCAUGCGGAGUGACUUGGCAUGGAAUGCCAGCAUCCUGCAAGCACAGUCAAAAUCUGCAUCUUCCCGGUAUCCUGGUACUCUGUCCCUUUGACUACCUGCCCCCCUUUCUUUCCUGUUAUUCUGCCCUCCCAGUCAUAGCCUUUCCCUCACUCUCUGGGCUGACCAAAAUGUGCUUUCUACUGUGCGCCCCUAUCCUAAGACUCUGGGGGAAGGAGAGAACAGGAUGUGAAUGUGAAAACGGCACCUUGCUCUCCUUGAGGCAGGCUUUGUGGGUAAAGGAAGAGGCUGGCUUUCUUUUGUGUAUUGCUCUGCUAGGAUGGGGGCCCCUUACCCACCAUGCUGAUGUUGGGGAGCCCGUCCUUCAGUAUUCUGUCUGUAACAGGAGCUAGGGCUGCCACCCCGGUUCCCAGGGCAAAGGGGAGCCUAGUUGUGUCUCUUUUAUUCCUUUUUUUUUUUUUUUUGCCACAUUGGCAGAAA